This is a messenger RNA of Meloidogyne enterolobii, 4359 nucleotides long. The record is from the annotation of a GenBank genome assembly. NCBI's taxonomy places the organism in Eukaryota, Metazoa, Nematoda, Chromadorea, Rhabditida, Meloidogynidae.
AUGAACAACAACUACUUCACAAUUGAGCGAGUCACCGAAUUCAAUUCACGCUCACGAAAUACUUUUGGCCAAAUUUGCCAUAUACGAUUCAACCCGCUUGAAGAUCAACAGAGACCCGAUUUAGCAAUGACCGUUCUAAUAAGUCAUUUGCUAGAUCGGGUGCUCGCCGGAAGACCAGCACCCCUUCGUGUUGGUCUUCAGGUGCAUCCACCGAAUUUCCAACAUGCAUUUACAAUUCCACUUCGCCCACUGGACCAGAAUAAUCCUGCAGCCUUGGCCGCAGCGAUUGAACGACUGAACGAAAUCUCUGCCGCUGGCAUAGAUUUGUUAAGUGGAACAACAGUUACAAAAGUCGUCGCUGUUUGGCCUUUGACUGGCCAACGUACAAACAAUCCCGAUGCCCGAUCUGGUAGUUGUGAUUUGGAACUCGACCAUGUCUUAUCAUCCCGAUGCCGAUCGAUUGUGCGCGUCCACAAUCCUAACGACAGAUACUGCCUUGCUCGUGCAGUAGUUAUCGGUUUGGCAAGAAUUAGGAUGGUGGAUCAAGGCGUUGCCAACGGAGCCGCUAGAUUUAAAGAAUUUUGCCAACAACAGCAACAACAUUUAUUUCAAGCAGAAAAUUUAAUGCGAAGGGCAGGACUUGAAUUCGGACUUAUGCAAUAUUCGCUGGAACAUGUUGCAAUUUUACAACGCUGGUUAAACGAAUAUUUUGAUGAUGAAGGCUAUGUUCGUAUUGUUGUUUUUCAAAAGGAACAGCAAUAUCGAAUAGUCUACAAGGGUAAUGGCAGAGCUGCACGACAUAAUCUGUGUCUACUUCUUGAAAAUCAACAUUACCACUAUAUUGGCCGCCCUGAACAACUUUUAUCAGUACAACGCUUUUGUAUCGAUUGUGAACGGUCUUAUACACGCUGGACUCACUGGUCUGGAUGUUGUGUUGUGUGCCGGUUUUGCAUGCGGUCCGGUGUCAAUUUUCCAUGUCAGGACUGUGGAUUUGUUUUUCCUAAUCGUUCUUGUUUUGAUUACCAUUUAAUAAAUGAUGCUCCAGAAGAAUUUAUUAGGCGUGUUAGCCGUAUUUUUGUUUCCAUUUGUCAAAUGAGGCGUAUCUGUAAUAAAUGUCACCUGAUAAUAUAUCGGCAACAACAACACGAAUGCCAACAACAACAACAACAAAAUUUAAUUUGUAAAAAAUGCCGGGGUCCUCAUUUAGAGGAAUUACCUUGUUAUAUCCAGCCUUUAAGAGCUGAAGAAGAUGAAGAUUCAGAUGUUGAAGAACAACACCCACAACAACGACAAAAGAAACGAAAAUCUCCAAUUCGCUUAUGUUUCUUUGAUGCUGAAACAACCCAGGAUGAAAAUAUACAAAUUAGCUGCAAUAUUAAUGGAUAUAAACAUGUUCCAAUACUUAUAAUUGCAGAGGUAAUUUGUGAAAACUGUAUAAAAGCCGGAAUUAAUAUUGAGGAUGUGGGCCAACGUGCUGCAGGAUGCUUUUGCGGACAACCCCGAGGUGAUAGAUGGCGUAAUUGGUGUUCACCACCUUUCAAAAAUUCUAAUGGCGACAACACCUGCUUUCCAAAUAAUAUUUCAUUUAACCCACGUCGUAUGUUCUUUCAUUCCUUUGACAACGCUAAUGAAAGCCCUGUGGAUCAAUUUCUUGAUUAUCUUCUUCAACACGGUUCAAAGCAAAUGCUAACAAUUUGUAUCGCACAUAAUGGUGGCAAAUACGACUUUCACUUAGUGCUUGAGGCUUUACACAGGCGAAAUGAACCACCAUCAAGAUUAUGUACAACCGGCCUUAAAAUAUAUUCAAUGAAAUUAACUGGAAACAACAAAAGAAAAGUACUUUUCAAAGACUCGCUAAAUUACUUCAGUUGCGAGCUUGAUGCUCUAACAAAAAUUUUUUCUGUACCCGAAGAAGUAGCAACAUCUAAGCCAUUCUUUCCAUACUUAUUCAUAAAAAGACAACAUCUUCAUGAGAGAAUUCGGGGACUUCCGCCACUUCAAUACUAUCAACCAGAAUAUAAGAAUUCUGUUAAGAGAGAUGCACUUCUCGAAUGGUAUCAACAACAAUUGAAUGAUGAAACAACCAAUUUCCAACUACGCGAACAACUUAUUCUUUAUUGUGCCAAUGAUGUUGCUAUUCUCCGUGAAGGAGUUCUCCGAUUUCGACAACUUAUUGGCCAGCACGCGCAGAGGCUAGAUCCUUUCUUGGAAGCAUCAACAAUUGCUGGUUUAGCUCUUACAACUAUGCGCCGCUGCUUCCUGCCUGAAAAUUGGCUCGUCCAUUCGCCUGAGGGAGGUUAUUUGAGAGGAAGGCGUGCCUCUGCUGAAUCGCAGCGCUACAUCCGCUUAUUUGAACAACAAAAUCCUGAAGCAGCAGGAAAGGUUCAGCAUGCACAGUGGGCAAUGGGAGAAGCACAUGUGGAAGAUUGUGGGUAUAGAUUGGAUGGUCUUUGGCAGAGAUCUCCACCACAACGCCCUUUAGCAAUUGAAUACAUGGGUUGCUACUUCCACGGCUGUCCAAGAUGCUUCCCUCGUCGUGAUCAACGUUUAGCCGCUGGCCGUACUGCUGAAGAACUUUAUGAGCGGACACAACAACGUCUUUGGGAAUUGGAAAACCAGCACGGAUUUGAACUUCACGUAAUUUGGGGCCAUGAAAUGAUGGAAAAAUUAAGAAACAAUCCAAAGUUGCGCCAUCAAUGGCUUGAAAUUGAUUGUGUGCGACCUCUUGAUCCAAGAGAAGAUUGUCUUCGAGGUGGUAGGACAGAGCCGUUCAAACUUCAUCACUUUUGUGGCGAAGAUGAGGAAAUUAUCUACAUCGAUAUUGUAAGUCUCUAUCCCUAUGUGAUGAAGUCAAGGCCCUUUCCAGUUGGGCAUCCUCACGUUUUGACUCGUGAAACAUUGCUUGAUCAAUCAAACAACAACAACCCUUUGCCCUGGACAAUUCCAGAGCACAACAUCUACAAGGGUUUACUUCUUGUCAAAAUAGAACCUCCCACAUGCUUGCCUGGAAAUCUUCCACCGCUCCUACCUUAUCGAACCCAUGAUGGCCGACUCACAUUCCCACUUUGUGCAAGAUGCGCCGAUGAUAAACAACAGAGGCCUUGCACUCAUUCAAAUCGUGAGCGUUCCUGGCUGACUGGCUACACUCAUGUGGAGCUGAAUGCUGGUCUGGAACACGGCUAUAAAGUUGUGGAUAUUUACGAGGUUUGGAAUUAUGACCAAUGGGACAACAAACUAUUCCAAUCAUAUGUCAACACAUUCGUGAGGCUAAAGCAAAUGGCAAGUGGCUGGCCGGAGGGAUGUGUAACUCAAUUGAAUAAAUCUGAAUAUCUACAAGAGUAUGAACGAACUGAGGGUAUUACUUUAGAUCCAGAUCGUAUUGAGAAGAAUCCAGGUCUUCGAAUGAUUGCGAAAUUAUUGGCAAACUCUCUUUGGGGGAAACUUGCACAACGUGUUUGUGGAACCGAAGUCCGUUACGCCACAACACCCGCAGAAUUUCAUCAAUUAUUUGAGGAUCCAACAACAGAAAUGCUCGAUUUUGAUCAUGUUAGUGAGCAUUUGGAUCGAUGUGUAGUCCGGAGAAAGGCAGAAUUUGCCAAGGCACCAAAUACCAACUGUAUUCCUGUAGCAGCGUUUGUGACUUCUUAUGCUCGUUUACAUCUCUAUGAGUAUAUGAAAAAAGUUUAUGAAAUUGGUGGCCGUCUCCUGUAUUGCGACACUGAUUCCCAAAUCUAUGUUGGGAAGCUUGAUGGUCCACGUUUACCUGAAGGCGAAUCACUUGGAAAAAUGAAACGUGAAAUUCCUUCACGUCGAAUUUUGGAAUUUGUUGCUGGAGGCCCAAAGAACUAUGGCUACAGACACGUCGACACAAAUACAGGGAUGGAUGAGAGAGCAGAGCUAAAGAUCCGGUCUUUUCCUCUCUCAUAUGCUACACAUCAACUACUGAAUUUUGACAGCAUGAAGAAUAUUGUGCUUGAACAAUUUAAUGUUGAUGGAAUAAUGGAUGAAGCGCUUGCUGAUGACAUCUUCAACAGGACUGGUGGAAAUGGCAAUUCAAUAUGUGUGCAAUUGCCUCAGAUUGGCAGAACUCGAAGAUCACAGCUUUAUACGCACAUGACAACAAAGCAAUAUAGACCGUAUUAUGAAAAGGGAAGAAUAAUGCCGGGGAUGGAAACACUUCCAUUUGGAUUCAGAGAAAUUCCGAAUGAUCUUGGACAAAAACGACAAAGACAACCUGAACAACCUCAUAAUGCUGAACCGCAAACUAGACAGGUAGACGAUUCUAUUCUCAAUUUAGAAGAUGUUCCAGGUUCAUCAAACUGGACAAAUCGUGAUUAUUUAACUAGAUAUCAUCAAUAA